GACCGGCUCCGUCAAUCAAUUAAUAUGAAGCACGGUAAGGUCUAUCGAGUGCGUACCGUUUCAGAGGAACUCGCAUCGCUGACCAUCGGCCUCGGAAACUCCACUACCUUCAAAUCUGGAUUUCCGAAGUUGAUCGAAGAGCUUAAUGACUUACCCCGCGAAGAGGAGUUGAAGCCUGGCAGUGAUGAAGAGGCGAACAUGGGAGUUCGCAAAAUGCGAGUCCCAAGUUCUGAGUUGCUAGAGAAGAUGAAGGCGAUCGCGAUAAGUGAAGACGUCUGGACCAACAAUUGGAUCACAUUUGCACUAACGGACGUUGAGAUCUUGAAGAGGGCUCACUCAGGAAAUUAUGGAUCCGUCUAUAAAAAGCACAUGGAGUUCGUGACUUGCCCAGAAGGCAAUGUUAUCGAGGUUGUCAAGGAAUUAGUUCCACCGCAAAUACUGCAUCUCCUUGCAACAAUGGCUGUGUCAAGUUCGCAGUAUGAGUACUGGCCGUCUGAGGAUCUCUGUCGUGAAUUGGUGACCGUGAUAUGCAACUCGUUAAAGGACUUCCGGUUGUGUCCUAGACAAACUCUGUCUGGUUUAAAGAUAGUUUUCAAAACGACCAGCGAAAAACAUGGCAUCAGACAUUUUGCUUAUGGUCCUAUCAGUGACCUUUAUGUGACGGGAGGGCCGGAUGUACACCCGCUGGUGUUGUGGGGGGAGAUCGAUUCAAAUUGCCAAGGAAGAGAUUUCACGAAAGCUCUCGUCUCUGUUCACGCCUAUGCACGAUUCUUGAUCCAGCGAAAUAUCCUGAAAAACCCCACUCGUUUCCUUGUUCUCUACGUGUCGUACGAUGUUUCACGGGAUGGCUUUGUAUCAAAGUUCACCAUCUUCGACGUGGUGAGAAAGACGCAGCAAUCAGAGCUGGAAUUGAAACGCUGUUCAUUGUCAACGGAAACAUCGGAAUUCGAUGGAGCGGUAGAGUUCUUAAAAGUGUGUGCUGGGCUCCUUAUGGCGAUGUGCGGGGUAGUUGAAGACAGCAAAUCAUAUAUUCACCGCACUGUCAAGGCGUUCCAAAACAUAAAUAAGAUGCUGAAGCCCUUGCGAACGAAAACUGGUCAGUCAAAAAGAAAGGAUAGCGAUAGCGACGACGACGGUGAGAACGACGACGAUGGGAACGAUGAUGGCGGGAACAACGAUGGUGGGGGCGAUCAUGGUGAGAACGACGAUGGUGGACAAGGGAGUGGCGGGCAAGGUUUAUCCAAGAAACGUCGAGGUUCAGGACCCGACCGUCCUCAGGGGGGAAGCAAACGUCCUCGCAGGGGUGGUGGUGGUGGUGGUUCGGCAUCCAACAAGGGACAAAGAGUCACCAAAGAGGGACAGAAAAGGAAGAUCCUCUGCACAAAAUAUCGUUCGAGCUCUAGAGGAUACUCGGAUGCUGAGGAGGAGCCUCAUGAAUUCGAAUGGGAAAGCGAAUCCAGCUCCUGCCUUGAGACCUUGUCUCUCGUCGGUACCACCAUCCAACUGUUACAACCAAUUUCGGAGGCCUUGGAUGAUAUCAGAGAUUGUCUGGAAAAACCGGGAGAGGUGGUAUUUGUGAAAGAUUGUGAUCGAGGGCAACUCCUAGCAGUGGCUAAGCUGACGAACAUACAAGAGGUCAGAAUCCUGAGAGAUCUGCAAGUAUACAGCGGCGUCGCCAGAAUCAUCGCAGAGAAGAAGGUCAAACGAGGUCUCCAUCUUCUAGUCACCCAAUAUGCUGGGCAAGACCUCGAACUCUACUGCUGGACUGGUGCAGGACCUCAUGCAAUGGAAGUAGUUGUCGCCUUACUCAACACCAUGCACAAUAUCCACAAUGCGGGCAUUGUUCAUCUAGAUAUAAAACCUGCCAACAUCGCAGUCCCGGUCAACGCCACCAAAGGGGUCCCAGCUGCUACAAUCCUGGACUUUGGUAUUUCAUGCAGGGCUACCGAGGUUCUCCAUGAAUCAAUCGGGACAGAAGGUUGGAUGGCGCCUGAGAUGGAGAAAACCAAGGGUAUUGAGAAGAUUAAUCUCAAGUUGGCAGAUGUCUGGGCUGUGGGAAAGGUGUUGCUGUUCAUGGCCAGCCGCUGCUCCUUUGAUGAAGAACAAAGGACUUUGGUCGUGAUGCUAGGGAAGAGGAUGUCAGUGACAGAUCCGGACUGUCGACCGUCUCUCACCGAGGUGCUCUGCCAAGUUCCAUCAGUAUCAGGCCAGUAAUUAGAACAAUCCUGGGAAAUUGUCUACAUGUCCACUUGUCGUUACAUUGUGUUUCUGAGGAGGGCAUUUGGGACAAGACCGAGCCCAAAAACGCGUUGUAUUGGUCUGCGUCUUCUAAUUAAUUCCUCAUUUCCUUUUCGACCAUGCUAACCCACCACGGGUCCCGGUCAACUCCAGACUGUACUUCAAUCCUUCGUUUUGCAUUGACGGCUUGAACUGAAUCCCGGUUCUAUCCUAAAGUUCGCAGAUGUAUGACGGACAUUUUCGUGGUCUACCACAGGCCCGCCUCGUCACAGUGGAGGCGGGAUUAAUUGAGAGUAUUAUCGUCACAGUUAUAGUCGGUUGCGUUUUCGGAGAUGCAAGAACAAUACGGCGACUAGGGUCCAAAUAAUACUCCAUCCAUUAAGGCACCUACAAGUAGUUCC
This is a messenger RNA of Marasmius oreades (fairy-ring Marasmius), 2639 nucleotides long. RefSeq lists its product as uncharacterized. NCBI's taxonomy places the organism in Eukaryota, Fungi, Basidiomycota, Agaricomycetes, Agaricales, Marasmiaceae. Gene Ontology annotation, molecular function: protein serine/threonine kinase activity; ATP binding. The record is from RefSeq and is a predicted model, not a curated record. Gene Ontology annotation, biological process: intracellular signal transduction; protein phosphorylation. The transcript has 6 exons. The coding region runs from base 25 to 2214 and encodes 729 amino acids.